Blumeria graminis f. sp. triticale is the source of this 1260-nucleotide messenger RNA. NCBI's taxonomy places the organism in Eukaryota, Fungi, Ascomycota, Leotiomycetes, Helotiales, Erysiphaceae. The record is from the annotation of a GenBank genome assembly.
AUGGCAAACUGCCGACCUUUCCAUUCGACUAGGCUUCGAGAGGCGAUGUAUCAAGUCCGGGACAGUUACUUUGUCACUCGCUCAUGCUGCCACGCUGUCAAUCCACAUAAGCCAAAAAUCACAGCAAUCUUCAUUGCCAAACAAAGCAUUAUCCUUGAUAGAUCGAAAAAACCCCCAGUACCCUCUCUACUCUCAGCAAACUUAACAUUGAGAGCUUAUACGAAGUAUUCGUCAAGUCCACUCAUUCCCGCGCCUUACCAAACGCCAAAAACAGGGCUGCUCUCAAGGCUUCCACCGUCAUGGGUGCCGUAUGCAGAACUUAUCAGGAUAGAUAAACCAACCGGGACCUACUACCUCUUUUUCCCAUGUAUAUUCUCUACUCUUCUUGCCGCCCCGUUAGUUGUGCCCCAUCCGUCGCCCAGCUCAGUACUACAAACGUCUCUCUUAUUUUUCGCCGGAGCCCUAGUUAUGCGUGGUGCUGGAUGCACCAUCAACGACCUCUGGGAUCGUAAUCUUGACCCUCACGUAAGCCGAACUCGACUGCGACCGAUUGCGCGUAAAUCGGUGAGCCCACUCAAAGCUCUCGCAUUUACAGGAACCCAACUCCUCACUGGGCUAGGCAUAUUGCUUCAAUUUCCUGAACAGUGCCUGUUCUAUGGAAUCCCAAGUUUAAUUUUGGUCGUAACCUACCCUCUGGCCAAAAGGUAUACUCACUAUCCACAAUUAGUUCUAGGAUUAACCUUCUCUUGGGGAGCCAUAAUGGGGUUUCCAGCUCUUGGCGUUGACCUCAUGCAAAAUAUGCCUGCCCUUACAGCUGCUUCAUUCUUAUACGCUUCUAAUAUUGCUUGGACUAUAAUCUAUGAUAUGAUAUACGCUCACUUGGAUAUCAAAGAUGAUGCAAAGGCUGGGAUCAAAAGCAUAGCUUUACGACAUGAUCAGUGGGCAAAACAGAUUCUGAGUGCCUUGGCUAUUCUUCAAGUUGGCUCACUCACUGCAGCCGGUGUAGCUACUGGCGCUGGUCCGGCUUUCUUCAUCGGUAGCUGUGGUGGUUCAGCUGCUUCACUAGCCAUUAUGAUUAAACGGAUAAAUCUUAAAAGCGUAGAUGAUUGUUGGUGGUGGUUCGUAAAUGGCUGCUGGAUCACAGGUGGUGUAAUCUCCGGUGGAAUGGUUAUCGACUACUUAGCUCGAUACUUUAAACAUAAGAAUCUAAUUUCGCACGAAGGAAAGAAAGAUAACCAGUACAACUGUAUUCAGGAAUGA